AUGCAUGCUUACGCUAUUAAAGCCGGAUUUGAAGCCGAUUCCACUGUAGGUAAUGCUGUAAUUACAAUGUAUGCCAAAUGUGGUAGCAUUGAAGAUGCUAAUCAAAUGUUCAAUGGUAUGAACACUCGUGAUUGUGUAUCCUGGAAUGCCAUAAUAUCUGCGUAUGCCCUCCAUGGAGAAGGCAACAGAGCACUUUCUCUUUUUGAAGAUAUGAAGGAAGAAGGAUUUUCCCCUGAUGAGACAACGUUAUUGGCCAUUCUUCAAGCCUGCAGCUACACUGGAUUAUGGGAAACUGGGUUGCGCUUAUUCAAUGAAAUGGAGUCAAAAUAUGGGGCUCAGUCAGGAAUUGAGCACAUUGCAUGCAUGGUUGAUCUUUUGGGUCAAUCUGAGAAUUUUUCAGAACCCAUCGAUUUCAUCAACAGAAGUCCAUUUCCAGACUCACCUAUGCUUUGGAGAACUUCAGUCAAUGUGUGCAUGUUAUUUGGGAAUUUGACAUUUGGCAAGUUAGCUGCGAAAUGUUUGCUUGAAUUGGAACCUAGAGAGGCCGGGUCUUAUAUACUUGUUUCAAAUAUGCACGCUAGGGGAGGAAUGUUUGAUGAUGCUGCUAAGGUUAGAACUGUUAUGAAUGACUUGAAAGUAAACAAAAAAGCAGGUUGCAGCUGGAUCGAAGUAGAUAAUAAGUUUCAUUAUUUUGUUGCAAGUGAUAUGGGCCCUCCAAAUAGUGCUGAAAUUUAA
Messenger RNA from Prunus mume (Japanese apricot), 735 nucleotides. The record is from RefSeq and is a predicted model, not a curated record. NCBI's taxonomy places the organism in Eukaryota, Viridiplantae, Streptophyta, Magnoliopsida, Rosales, Rosaceae.